Dermacentor andersoni is the source of this 601-nucleotide messenger RNA. RefSeq lists its product as uncharacterized. NCBI's taxonomy places the organism in Eukaryota, Metazoa, Arthropoda, Arachnida, Ixodida, Ixodidae. The record is from RefSeq and is a predicted model, not a curated record.
GCUUGCAAGUUGCGGGCGCCAAUAUACGCAUCAAGCUGCAGUUAUAGACAUCAGGCUUGCAGCUGUGCCAAAGUCGAUUAAGAGGCACAAGCUUUUAGCAGGAAUAGUUGCGGCAGUUUCCCGGAGUAUGGCACAGAUAUUGCAGCUUCCCGUCCACGCUUAGACAAUGGAGGACUAUGGCACUACGGCAACGGUAAUUCGGGUAGCGGUGAUGUGGGGACUCGUCGCACUGGACCAAGUCACGGCAUCGGUCGCCGUAAUGAAAGUUGCUGUAAGCGAAGGGCAGUGUCUCUCCUCCUAUGGAAAGCUUGCAGCGGACCAGAGCCUUACUCCUCCGGGUGACUGUGCUCGUGUCACCUGCGACGCUGAGAACGAAAUGCUGCACAUAGAAAGGUGCAUCGCUUCCAACGAGCAAAGACCACACAGUGGACUUGCCAGUGAAGCAGCAGGCAGCGCCACAUCUUUUCCUGCAUGCUGUUCGCAGAGGCUACUCUGAAAGGAGAAGCACGACGAUGAGAGAAAGUUCCCUUCCUAAGUGCCAAGCACCGGCUGAGAGAGCGCCAAGACGAACCGAGGAAAUAAUAAAGGAACGUUACUAAAA